AUGUCGCUGUCCAGGCCCACCAGUUCGUCUAUCUCUUCGCUGCUCAAGUGCUAUACCCCCGCCCUCGCUCGCCACAUCUCCCGCAAAGCACGUCCAACACCCGCCCUCCGGAACCGCUUCUUUGCCAGGCUCAACGCAGCGGUCAACACCAACUCUCCCUCUUCUUCCUCUUCAUCUGCCUCCUCUUCGUCAUCGGCGACCAGUACUGAUGAUUCAAACAUCUUGUUUGCGCGCGGAAACGGCAGAGGUACCGUCCCAGUCCGCCCAUAUACAUUCCAUAUCGGCGCCAGCUGGGCAGGCAAACCCGAGGACCCGCGCGGGAUGAAGAAGGUCCCUUUUCCACCCGACACGCUCAUUGGCGCGUGGCGAGACAAUACCCUUAUGCGCUCUAGGGGUGGGCAGACUCUAGAUGCGGGAGAGGAUUUCUUUUUCGUGCAGGAGGUGCUUGUACCAAUCUACCCUGCGCUUCCCCUCCUAUCACCUCUGAAAGCUCACGUACUAACGCGUAUUUUCCUCAUUUUGCAGAUGCGGAACCGAUCAGGUGUAUCAUUCGGCGUGGCGGAUGGCGUAGGCGGAUGGAUCGACAGCGGCGUCGACCCCGCGCUGUUCUCGCAGGCCCUCAUGUACCACGCCCACAGGUAUUCGCGGAAUGCGUGGGCCGGCGAGCCUGAGAUCGACCCGACGAUGGACUAUGAGGAGCGGGAGCAGGUUGAAGGCUGGGAGAUGACACCGUACGAGUGUCUUGACUUGGCGUACGGCGGCGUGUUGAGGGAAAAGUUUGUUUUGGCUGGUUCAAGUACGGCGUGUAUUAUCAGUCUAAACGCGUCUUCUGGUGUCCUGCGAUCAGCAAAUCUUGGUGACAGUGGAUACUCAAUACUUCGUAACACACAGAUAGUGUAUCGACAACGCUCCCAGACGCAUUUCUUCAACUGUCCAAAGCAACUGACCAAGCUACCCACAAAUAACGGACGCAAAUUCUCGCGGGCAUGUGUGGACUCACCCAACGAGGCAGAUACAUACGAAACCAAGCUAAGGGAUGGGGACAUUGUCGUGGCCUAUACGGAUGGCUUCUCAGAUAACGUGUUUCCGUCCGAGAUGGUCACUAUCUGUUCCCUGGUGGCUCGUGCAGGUGGCACUGAGGAAGAGCAAGUGCAAGCGAUGGCGGAUCGUUUGGUUGAGUACUCGCGGCAGUGUAUGAAGAGCAAGCUGAGGGUCAGCCCCUUUGAAAGGGAAGCCUCAAGAGUGGGGCAGUAUUUCCGUGGAGGGAAACCUGAUGAUGUUACGGUCAUCGUUGCGCUCAUCCGCGAGACAUCAUGA
This is a messenger RNA of Psilocybe cubensis, 1317 nucleotides long. RefSeq names its product Protein phosphatase PTC7-like protein fig. The transcript has 10 exons. The record is from RefSeq and is a predicted model, not a curated record. Lineage: Eukaryota; Fungi; Basidiomycota; Agaricomycetes; Agaricales; Agrocybaceae. Bases 1 to 1317 code for a protein of 438 amino acids.